Zalophus californianus (California sea lion) is the source of this 1032-nucleotide messenger RNA. RefSeq names its product granzyme A (gene GZMA). The record is from RefSeq and is a predicted model, not a curated record. NCBI's taxonomy places the organism in Eukaryota, Metazoa, Chordata, Mammalia, Carnivora, Otariidae. The transcript has 5 exons. Gene Ontology annotation, molecular function: serine-type endopeptidase activity. Gene Ontology annotation, biological process: positive regulation of apoptotic process; negative regulation of oxidoreductase activity; proteolysis. Bases 63 to 845 code for a protein of 260 amino acids.
AUGGAGUCAGCCAAGAACUAACACAGAUUUUCGUGCUGAUUGAUGUGGGGACAGUAGCCACAAUGAGGAACUCCUGUGCGUGUCUGGCAUCCUCUCUCUCAAUUGCCAUUUUUCUCCUGCAGAUUCCUGGAGAUUUCUGUGUAGAAAUUAUUGGAGGAAAUCAAGUGAGUCCUCAUUCAAGACCCUAUAUGGUGCUUCUUAAAGGAGAAAAAAUCUGUGCUGGGGCUCUGAUCGCAAAAGACUGGGUAUUGACUGCUGCUCAUUGUGCCCUGAACAGAAAGUCCCAGGUCAUUCUUGGAGCUCACUCAAUAACUAAGAGAGAGUCAGAAAAACAGAUAAUGUAUGUUAAGAAAGAGUUUCCUUAUCCGUGCUUUGACGAGGACACACAUGAGGGGGAUCUGAAACUUUUACAGCUGAACAAAAAAGCAAAAAUUAAUAAAAAAGUGAGUAUCCUCCCUCUCCCUAAGAAGGGGGAGGAUGUCAAACCGGAAACCGUGUGUAAAGUUGCAGGCUGGGGGAGCAUUCACAAUAACUCACCUCAGUCUGAUACCCUGAGAGAAGUCAAUAUCACCGUCAUAAACCGAAGAAUCUGCAAUGAUGAACAGCACUAUAAUUAUAAUCCUGUGAUUGGACUGACUAUGAUCUGUGCUGGCAGCCUCAAAGGUGGAAAAGACUCGUGCAAUGGAGAUUCUGGAAGCCCUUUGAUAUGUGAGGGUACAUUUAGAGGCAUUACUGCCUUUGGCCUUCCAGGAAAAUGCGGAGACCCUCGAGGACCUGGCAUCUAUACUCUUCUCUCGCAGAAGCAUCUCAACUGGAUAAUUAAGACUAUGAAGGGGUUAGUUUAGCUAAUUGUACUUCAUUUCAUUUGCUGUCACUUCUUUUUUCAUUGUUUGUUUCAAAUUUUUAUUUAAAUUCCAGGUAGUUACAUAUAGUGUAGUAUUGGCUUCGGGAGUAGAAUUUUGUGAUUCAUCAUUUACGGGAUGGGCACUUGCUGUGACUUUUUAAUCUUACCAUAAAUAAAAUCAAUUUGUG